AUGAUGAACAAAGACGAAAAUAAUGAUUUAUCCUUAAUAAGUUGGAAUAUUUUAGCUCCUUGCUGGGUUAAUAAAGAAUGGUAUCCAACUCUUUAUCAUUUAGCUGCGGAUUAUCAAGCAAGAAUCAAUAAAAUUGUCUCUCAUAUUUCUUCAUUGAAUUGUCAUGUUAUAAUGAUUCAAGAAGCACAAGAAGAUACGAUUCAUCUAUUCAAAGAGAAACUUGGUGGAAAUUAUCUGUAUGCAUUUUCUCCAAAUAAUCCAACUGCUGCAUCAAUUCCCAAUGGACUAUUGACUUUAAUUCAUCAAGAUUGGAAAUAUUUUACAGAAGUGAAAAUAAUCAAUGGAAUUCUCGAUUGUGAACGUGGUGAAGCAAUUCAAAUUGUUCAUAUACCAUCAAAGAAUAUUUCACUGGUUAAUCUACAUUUAGAUUUUACGCAUUCAGUAGCACAAUCAAAAAUGGUUCAUGAUAAAUUUUAUCAAUUACUCGGAGAUUAUUCUAAAUCUCCAUCGAUUAUUGUUGGUGAUUUCAAUGCUGAUUAUAAAAUUUAUAAUCAAUUUCAAUGGGACGAAUAUAAAAAUGUUUUUCAAGACGAGAAGAUUAUUCCAACUUGUUAUUUUGAUCCAUUUUGGAAUCGAACAAAUUCUUCUAUCGAUUAUAUUUGUUAUGAUUCGAAAAAAGUUCAAUUAAUUCAAUGUGGAAAGGGAUGGAAUGAUACUGAUCGAUCACUUGAAGAUGCGUUGAAAAAAUUUGGAAGUGAUCAUCUUAUUAUUUGGGCUAUUUUCUAUUUCCCUCAAAUAAAUCUGUGA
Molecule: messenger RNA, 807 nt
Organism: Rotaria socialis
Lineage: Eukaryota; Metazoa; Rotifera; Eurotatoria; Philodinida; Philodinidae
Source: the annotation of a GenBank genome assembly